UGUGUCCUCUCCGCCAAUCAUCUCUGUAGCCGACUUUCCCUGAACUUUAUCGAAAGAAGAAAAAACAAGAAGCGUUCUUCUUUAUUCAUCGCUUCUUCAUUCUCGUUUCUCCCACUUGAGUUCAGCUCAAUUCUCUCUCUCUCUCUCUCUCAUACACAGGCAAUAGAAUCGUCAGUUUCAGGCAUUUCCAGAGUGGGACUUACACAUACACCGCCGCCAAGGCGAAUUAGUCUUUUGGAUAGAUGCAUAUACUGAAUCUGUAUAGACCCUCUUUCGGGCAUAUCUGCCAAUGCUGUGGACAUAGCGAUUUGCGGGCCUGUUCUAGAGGGUUAACACAUAUCUCAAUCUCUACAGCUCACGGCUUGGUUCCCAGGAAACUUACGGCAAUGUCUGCAUCUGUGGCAAAAGAUUCUGGAAUAUCAGUUGCAUCAGUAGCAAUCCAGCCUCCAUCUCACCCUACCUAUGAUUUGCGUGGCGUCAUCAAGUUAGCCCUUGCUGAAGAUUCUGCUAAUUUUGGUGAUGUAACAUCUCUGGCCACCAUCCCCUCUGACAUGGUAGUGGAUGCUUUCUUCUUGGCCAAAGAGGACGGCAUUGUUGCUGGCAUUACUCUUGCAAACAUGGUAUUCCAGGAGGUUGAUCCUUCAAUUAAGGUAGAAUGGUCCCAGAAGGAUGGAGAUUAUAUUCAUAAAGGACUACAAUUUGGAAAAGUUUCUGGGCAAGCACAAAGCAUCCUUGUAGCUGAAAGGGUGGCACUAAAUUUUAUGCAGAGAAUGAGUGGAAUUGCAACUUUAACUAAGGCAAUGGCAGAUGCUGCUGCCCCUGCACGCAUUCUGGAAACGAGAAAAACUGCUCCAGGUUUACGUUUGGUGGAUAAGUGGGCGGUAUUAAUUGGUGGAGGCGAAAAUCACAGGAUGGGUUUAUUUGAUAUGGUGUUGAUAAAAGAUAAUCAUAUAUCAGCAGCUGGAGGCAUCUCAAAUGCCAUUAAAUCUGUUGACUUGUAUCUGCAACAAAGAAAUCUUAAAAUGAACGUCGAGGUUGAGACCAGGACACUUGAGGAAGUUCAUGAGGUACUGCACUAUGCAACCCAAAACAAGACAUCCUUAACCAGGAUGAUGUUGGAUAAUAUGGUCGUUCCACUCCCAAGUGGCGAUGUUGAUGUGUCCAUGCUUAAGGAGGCUGUAGACAUCAUCAAUGGGAGAUUUGAGACCGAGGCUUCAGGAAAUGUUACUCUGCAGACCAUACAGAAAAUUGGACAAACUGGGGUUACUUACAUAUCCAGUGGUGCGCUGACACAUUCUGUGAAAGCACUUGAUAUCUCUCUCAAGAUAGACACAGAGUUGGCCCUUCAAGUUGGAAGACGUACAAAACGAGCCUGAUUCUAAAACCCCACGUAUCUGGGACCAGGCGAGAGAUGAGAGGCCUUUGCCGUGGUGGCUUACACCCACUUUAUUAUUACCCGUGAAUCACUCAUUUCUUUGACGCCAAACAAUAAAUAAAAAGUGGGUGCUUUAGUUUUUAGUCCUUAGAGGUGGUUUUUCUUUCUACAGAACCCCCCCUCCCUUUGUAGCUGUAGCAGCCAACCUGAAACUUUAUCAUCCUAUCUAUUACUUUUUUUGCACUUUUAAUGCUUCUCUCCAUUAUCUUUCCCAAAAUGUUAGAAGGGGUUGAGACACGAGUGUCUCAUGCUUUUGUGUACAAUGCUUGACCCUAAUUCUUAUACGAAUGCCAUGCUGACUCCCAUUUUCUAGGCU
Cucurbita maxima (winter squash) is the source of this 1751-nucleotide messenger RNA. Its product is annotated as nicotinate-nucleotide pyrophosphorylase [carboxylating], chloroplastic. Gene Ontology annotation, molecular function: nicotinate-nucleotide diphosphorylase (carboxylating) activity. Bases 243 to 1376 code for a protein of 377 amino acids. The transcript has 12 exons. Gene Ontology annotation, cellular component: cytoplasm. NCBI's taxonomy places the organism in Eukaryota, Viridiplantae, Streptophyta, Magnoliopsida, Cucurbitales, Cucurbitaceae. The record is from RefSeq and is a predicted model, not a curated record. Gene Ontology annotation, biological process: NAD+ biosynthetic process; quinolinate catabolic process.